CUUGGCAAGGCCACCCCCCGGGGUCCCCGGCGCGGCAAGUCCCACUGAGGCCCGGGGAGGCCCAGCAUCUGGCCUGCGGCGGGGGGGCCCCACCGCCUCGCCCCCCACCCACCCCCGGCAGCCCGGGCCGCGCGACCCACACGCCCGCGUCGCUCCUCGCUGUGCGCACCGCGCUCCCCGCCCCCGCUGCCAUCCUGCCACGCCCCGGGCGUCGGGGGCACAGCCCGCGCCCCCCCGCACCCCGCCCCUGCGCAGAGGCUGGGGGCCUGUUUAUCUGGAGGCCCCCACCCCCCUCCACCCCGGGGGGCCCGCUCCCCCCGCGCCCGGGGGAGCUCUGGGGCCAGAUAAGCUGGCAAGCUGGCACGGCGCCGCGCGGCGGGGCGGAGAGGUCAGAGGCGGGGGGGCGCGCCGGGGCGGGCCGGACCCCCCCCCACUUGACAAAACCUAAUAACAGCCCGGUCUCCCCGGCGCAGCGGGCGAAGCCCCACGGGAGGGCAGAGACGUGGCAAGAGGGGACCUGCCGAGCCUGUUCUGGCCUCUGAGGCCGGGCUGGGGGGGGGGGCGGGCUGGGCGUGGGGGGGCCGGCGGCUGCGGCACCUUUAAGACAAGGGAGGACCCCUCUUGCCCUCGGAGAAACCAGGAAGGGAGUCGCGAGCAUCAUACGGGGCUUUGGCUGUACUGUACAGUUACUGUAGGGGCAGUGACGCCGCCGCCGCCGCGCGAGGGAGCGACCAGGGCAGCGCGACGCGGGCAGAGCGAGCGCCGCGGACCCCGGAGGCGAGCGGCCGAGGGAGCCCAGUCCCAACUCCGGGCCCCGGCCCCGCGCGCCCCGGCCCGGCCCCGCGAGGUCUCGGCGCGGAAGAUGGCCGGCGGCGUGGACGGCCCCAUCGGGAUCCCGUUCCCCGACCACAGCAGCGACAUCCUGAGUGGGCUGAACGAGCAGCGGACGCAGGGCCUGCUGUGCGACGUGGUGAUCCUGGUGGAGGGCCGCGAGUUCCCCACGCACCGCUCGGUGCUGGCCGCCUGCAGCCAGUACUUCAAGAAGCUGUUCACGUCGGGUGCGGUGGUGGACCAGCAGAACGUGUACGAGAUCGACUUCGUCAGCGCCGAGGCGCUCACCGCGCUCAUGGACUUCGCCUACACGGCCACGCUCACCGUCAGCACGGCCAACGUGGGUGACAUCCUCAGCGCCGCCCGCCUGCUGGAGAUCCCCGCCGUGAGCCACGUGUGCGCCGACCUCCUGGACCGGCAGAUCCUGGCGGCCGACGCGGGCGCCGACGCCGGGCAGCUGGACCUUGUAGAUCAAAUUGAUCAGCGCAACCUCCUCCGCGCCAAGGAGUACCUCGAGUUCUUCCAGAGCAACCCCAUGAACAGCCUGCCCCCCGCGGCCGCCGCCGCCGCCGCCAGCUUCCCGUGGUCCGCCUUCGGGACGUCCGAUGAUGACCUGGAUGCCACCAAGGAGGCCGUGGCCGCCGCUGUGGCCGCCGUGGCCGCGGGCGAUUGCAACGGCUUAGACUUCUAUGGGCCGGGCCCCCCGGCCGAGCGACCCCCGACGGGGGACGGGGACGAGGGCGAUAGCAACCCGGGUCUGUGGCCGGAGCGGGAUGAGGACGCCCCCGCCGGGGGUCUCUUUCCGCCGCCGGUGGCCCCGCCGGCCGCCACGCAGAACGGCCACUACGGCCGGGGCGGAGAGGAGGAGGCCGCCUCGCUGUCGGAGGCGGCCCCCGAGCCGGGUGACUCUCCGGGCUUCCUGUCGGGAGCAGCCGAGGGCGAGGAUGGGGACGGGCCCGACGUGGACGGGCUGGCGGCCAGCACGCUGCUGCAGCAGAUGAUGUCCUCGGUGGGCCGGGCGGGGGCCGCGGCGGGGGACAGCGACGACGAGUCACGGGCCGACGACAAGGGCGUCAUGGACUACUACCUGAAGUACUUCAGCGGCGCCCACGACGGCGAUGUCUACCCGGCCUGGUCGCAGAAGGUGGAGAAGAAGAUCCGAGCCAAGGCCUUCCAGAAGUGCCCCAUCUGCGAGAAGGUCAUCCAGGGCGCCGGCAAGCUGCCGCGGCACAUCCGCACCCACACGGGCGAGAAGCCCUACGAGUGCAACAUCUGCAAGGUCCGCUUCACCAGGCAGGACAAGCUGAAGGUGCACAUGCGGAAGCACACGGGCGAGAAGCCGUACCUGUGCCAGCAGUGCGGCGCCGCCUUUGCCCACAACUACGACCUGAAGAACCACAUGCGCGUGCACACGGGCCUGCGCCCCUACCAGUGCGACAGCUGCUGCAAGACCUUCGUCCGCUCCGACCACCUGCACAGACACCUCAAGAAAGACGGCUGCAACGGCGUCCCCUCGCGCCGCGGCCGCAAGCCCCGCGUCCGGGGCGGGGGACCCGACCCCAGCCCGGGGGCCACCGCGACCCCCGGCGCCCCCGCCCAGCCCAGCUCCCCCGACGCCCGGCGCAACGGCCAGGAGAAGCACUUUAAGGACGAGGACGAGGACGAGGACGUGGCCAGCCCCGACGGCUUGGGCCGGUUGAAUGUAGCGGGCGCCGGUGGAGGAGGUGACAGCGGAGGUGGCCCCGGGGCCGCCACCGACGGUAACUUCACAGCCGGACUCGCCUAAAAACCAAAAAGAGAAAACAGAAACCCGAGAGAGAGAGAGAGACAGAGAGAGAGAAAAAAAAUCACCCACCACCCCCCCAAAAACAAAAAAAGAAAAUCUAUCUAUAUACAGAUAUCUAUAUCUAUAUAUAUAUAUACAGAUAUAUAUAUAUGACGCGUCACAGAAUCUAGGGUAGCGCUUUCUCAGAUUUCCCUCCUUUCUGACGUUUUUCUCCCUCCACAGGGGCCCCGGCCCUCCCUGGCUCCCCUUCCCCCCACCACCCCAUCGCUGGGUUUCGGGGCUUGGUUUGGGGUUUUUUGUAGGACACAAGGAAUCCGAGACCCCGCACAGCCCCCUGGGCACCCGGCAUGGGGCCUGGGGCCCGAUCCGUGGCCCUGGGCUGGGGUGAGGGUAGACGUGGGGGGGCUGGGGGGGGUACUGGGGUGGGCUUUUAAUUUCCUCCCCUCGCUGGUUUCUAUGAGUCUUUCAGACAAGACCUUAAAUGAUUUCUGUCUGCUCUGAGCGGACGUUAAAAUGGGCCCCCGUCCCCGAUCCGCACCCUCCUUCCUCAGGGCACUUACUAAGGGAGGGGUCUCCCUCUCCAUCUCCCCAAUGGCCUCCCUGCCUCCAACCCUGCCUGCAGCCCCCUGCCCGCCCCACAUCUCCUGGCCACUGAGACACAAACCUAUUUAUUUCUAGGCCUGGAGAAAGGAGAUCGGACUGGGGUUCCCGGUGGGGCACCAGGAUGGCUCCUGGGGGGGCUCCCGCCGCCUUCUUUCACGGCACUUACAACCGGCGGGACCCCCAGGGACCACCCCUCAGGGCGCCCCCCACCCCAGCCUGGUCCACCUAGACCCCCACGUUUGGAGAUUCAAAACUUCUGUCUUCGUCCUCUCCCCCGAGCCCCCUCUCCCAAAUUUUUAAAGCACUUUUUAGAUUUUUUUUUUCUCUUUCCUCCUUAAAAACAAAAUUUAUAUAUAGAGAUAUAUAUAUAUAUAUAAAUAAUAUACUUUUCCUCAGAGGAGCAGGCAACAGUGUGGGAUAAACAGAGCUAUGAUCAGAGGAACCCCAGGGUCUGGUGAUGGCAGGGACAGGGGGAGAGAGAGAAAAUCCACAAAUUCCAAUGUCACAAAAGCAAUAAAACUAGAAAAAAAAAAAGAUUUUACAAAAAGAAAGGAAGGAAAAAAAAAGGCAACCAACCACAUUAGAAGUCUUGGCACUUUGUAACGGAACGGGUACUACACUUUAUCUUAAUUCUUAAUUUAAAAACAUGUUUACAAGUUACAACCAACUUCUAUGAAAAGUUGAAAAGACAAAAAAAAAAAAAAAAGCGAGCGAGAGAGAGAGCGAGAGAGAGAGCGAGAGCAGAAGAAAUUCCUAAAAGUCGAUUUAUUUUUGUACAAAAUAAUAAAAAAAAAAACCCACCACAAACGUAGAAUCCACUUCUGUUCCCCAAAAAGCGAGAAGGGGGGUUCAGGAGGAAGCCAUCGCAGGGGACCUGGGAGACGCCCCGAGGUGUUUGUGCUUCACCCCCGGACGUCAGCCUCGAAGGCAGGACUGUGGGGUGUCCGUGCUGUGUUUCCCCCGCCCCUCCCUUUCUGUCCCCUUUUUUGGUUCUGACGUGAAGAGGUCUUAGUGCCCGCUAGACCUACAAAGGGCCGUCUCUGUCCGCGGGGUCUCUCCUUCUUCCUCCCUAGCUCAGGGAUGGGCCUUCCAGCCGGAGCACCCCGAUCCCCACCCGGCACCCCCCAAUCCUCCAACACGCCUAUCCUCCCACAUGGCCACCAAGGAGCUGGACCUUGGAUGCGCCUGCCCUGUAGAGGUGGGUGACAGGGGCCCCCCACCUCCAGGGCCUUAGAACCACCGCCCCCCUCCCCACCCCAGGCACCCCUCUUUUUACUCAAAGGCACUGACUGUAAUCCAGGGGGGCUGGGACCUGCCUCCCCCCAACCUCUGGCUCCUACAAGGCCCGGUGUUGACCGAGCCACAGGCCACGGACAGGGGCCAGGGUUGGGGAGACUAUGUCGCUAGAUGCCAGGAUGCCCUCACCCCUUUUGCAUAUGCAAUGCCUAGCAUGGGACCCUGAAAAUAGACGCUCUGCUGCACUGAGACUUCUUGUCAAUGCCCAACCAAGGGGGGUGUCUCCCUGCCCCGACCUCCCCAUACCCCUUCUCUGUGACACACACAUCUUCUCGUCUCUUUUUCUUUCAUUUUUAAAGGGAAGCUUUUUAAGAAGGCAAUUUUCAUAUUGUUUCUACAGGAUGGUUUUGGUUCCCUUCCCACCCCCCCUUAAGCCUGUCAGCCCCCUCCAAAUGUCUCAGGAUCCCCCCCCCUCCCCUGGGGCUGGGUGACAGCACCCCGGCUGCGUUCACACCCCAGUGUCACAGGGCGAGCUGUUCUGGAGAGAAAACCAUCUGUCGUGGCUGAGCAGGGAGCUUGAACACCCAGGCCAGGGACACCCCUCCCCAGCUCCCAGAGAGGCCCCCUGAGCGGGGAGCCCUCUUUCCACAUUCCCCUAUCCAUGCACCCCCUCGCAAUAAAACCAACUCUAAAAUCACAGCUGUCGUCCUGGCCAGUGGGGGCGACCGGACUUGGGGGGGUGGAACCCUCUGGGACUUCCGUAGGAACAAGGGCUGCGGCCCACCGCGACACUUACACAGACCUCGGGGAUUGCACUAAACCCUCGUUCCUAGCUCCGCACUCAGCUUCGCCUGUCCUGCCCGCCCACUUUGCCUUAACUGCCCGCCCGUCCUGGGGGCCACAGCCUCUGCAUGGGCCCAGAGCCGGGACCCCCCCAGCCCAGCCCAGCCCCACCCCGCCCUCCCCAGACUCCGCCGCAAUCACAUACUGUAUAUAGACGUGAAUCGAUUUUAUUUUUAUUCUUUAAAUUAAGGUCGUGAUAAAGUGUUGCCAAAGAUACCUGCUGAAUUCUCGCGUUUCAGGAAACAAACAAACAAAAAAUAAUGAUAUUUGAGGAGGGUCGUGUUGACUCCAUAAGAAAGGACACAGCUAAAAGCUUUUUUGUUUGGUUGUUUGGGGUUUUUUUGUGUUUUCUUUUUUUGGGGUGUUUUUUUUUUUUUAACUGCCUGGUACAAAAAAAGAAAAAAAAGA
This is a messenger RNA of Piliocolobus tephrosceles (Ugandan red Colobus), 5707 nucleotides long. It is a transcript of the gene ZBTB7A, whose product is annotated as zinc finger and BTB domain containing 7A. Bases 863 to 2617 code for a protein of 584 amino acids. The transcript has 3 exons. NCBI's taxonomy places the organism in Eukaryota, Metazoa, Chordata, Mammalia, Primates, Cercopithecidae. The record is from RefSeq and is a predicted model, not a curated record. Gene Ontology annotation, cellular component: nucleus. Gene Ontology annotation, molecular function: RNA polymerase II cis-regulatory region sequence-specific DNA binding; DNA-binding transcription factor activity, RNA polymerase II-specific; protein binding. Gene Ontology annotation, biological process: regulation of transcription by RNA polymerase II.